AUGUUCAUUCAAUCUAUCUUCAUAUUAUUCUUUUUAAUUCCUUAUGUUACAUCUGUUAGUAAUCAAGAAGAUUUAUCUAUAUCAAAUUAUUCUCAUAUUGGUUGUUUAAUAUUGAAAUCUAAUAAACAAUAUCUUGUGAAUUCGAUUCAAACAAAUUCAUCAUUAGCAUAUCAAACAUUUUCAAGUUCAAAUAUGACAAUUGAAUUAUGUUUUCGUUUAUGUCGACGAUGGAUUAUCCUAAUAAAUUCAAAUCAUACAAAUUGUAUUUGUUUAUAUACGAUAAAUAAACCAUAUCAAUUUCAACAAUAUCUUGGUGAAAUUUCAUUCGGUCAUAAUUGUACUUCGAAUAAUAAUUUACAAAUCUAUUCAUUAACAAAAAAUUUCGAUUUAUUACCAUCAUUAUCAUCUGUUUAUCAAUGGUCACUUGAUGGUUGUUAUUAUUUACACGGUAUUCAACAACAUCAAGCUAAUCGUAAUUUUACUAAUAUGAAUUAUACACAAGCAAUAAAUGCAUGUCGAAUUUAUUGUCAAAGUUUACGUAAUACAAAUUAUCUUUCAUUUUUUCUUUCAUUAAGAAAAUAUUGUUAUUGUCUACCAAUUACGCCAUCAAAAUCAGUUUUACAUACAGCUCUACGAAAACCUUUAAUUCAUUGUUCAUUUUUAUCUUAUAUAAAAAAUAGUUUCGAUAAUUUUUUUAAUUAUUCAGACAUUAAUUUGGAUACAGUUGUUAAAAUUGAUGUCGAACGUUAUUGUUUAUCAACAUAUAAUUUUAAUCAAAAUUUAUAUUUAUGUUUAAAAUCAGUUCCAAUUAGUACAUAUAAUACAUAUUUAAAAAUUAAUUCAAAUGAAACUUGUUCACCAAUAUUAAUAAAUACAUAUGAACAAUGGAAUUAUUUAUUAUCAUUUUCAUUUACAUUAAAUACACGUACUUUUAUUUGGAUUGAUAGAAAUUCGUCGUAUAUAUUGAAUAAAUUAUUUAAAUCUAAAAGCAAUUCAUUUCUAUCAAAUGAUCUUUGUAUAGUUGUAAAUCAAACAAAUUCAAAUCAAUUUCAAUCUUUCGAUCUUCUUCCAUGUUCAACAGCACGUUGGCCAAAUCAUAUAUUAUGUGCACAAAAAACUUUGGAUACAAUAAUUACAAAUGAAGCAGAGUUUAUGCUACAGAAUGAAGAACGAUAUCCUAUUAUUGAUAAUAUUACUUGUCCAUCUGAAUUUGUUCUAUUCAAUAAUAUGUGUUAUUAUGUUCAUACAUCGUUUGUUUAUAAUAUUCAAUCUGGUGAAGAAAUUUGUUCGAGAAAAUAUUUGAAUAGUACUCUUGUUCAAUUAAAUUCUCAUAAUUGGGGAAAUAUAAAUGUUACAAGAUUUCUUGGUCGAACAUAUGAUGAUAUUCUACUUGAAUUUUUCUAUUAUCAAUUAGAAAAAACAAUGAAAACUGAAUCAACAACGAAUACAACUAAAAAACAUUGGUUACGAUUAUUAUUUGAAGAUAAAACUGCUGGAAAUGAAUGUGUUUUACGUUAUUUUAUUCAUUCAUUAGGUGCAUAUACACUUCUUCAUCGAUGUAGUGCUGGUGGUCAUCCUGUUUGUCAAUGUGAAGCAAUUCAAAAAACUAUACCAAAAAUAAAAUUACAUGAUGAAUUUACAACGAAUUCUUUAGAAAUAAAUAAUAGAAUUGACUCAACAACAACACCAUCAGAUAUAAUUCUUCCAAUCGUAGCAAAUUUUACAAAUUCAUCAAGUGUAUCAAAUGAAUCUAUCAUCCGUAAUAAUACGGAUCGAAUAUCUGAUGAAGAUCUUUUGAAUAAUGAAACUAAUCUUGAUUACAGAUUUAAUAACAAUACACUAAUACAAAGUAAAAGUCAAUCUACUAAUUAUCAACCAAUUUUAAUGAUGAUUGCUGCACCAUUAUUAGCACUUAUUAUGUUAGGUAUAGGUGCGAUUUUUUUUCUACCUUAUAUUCGACGAACUCGUGGAUCAUAUUCAACAGGUAAUAAUAUACUAGGUUCUACACGUCGACUACAACGUUCAUCAACAGAAACAACUUCAAUUGGUAAAUUAAAUCCACCUGCAGUUUUAUAUAGUAAAUUAAGAUCAUCUCUAUCAUCAACACCGACCGAUAUCAAUAUGUUACAUCCAUUUGAUAAUUCGAUGACAAUUGAGGAUGAUGAUGAUAUUCAAUUAUUACCACAAACAAUAAAACUUCCUGAAAAUAUUAUACCUGAAGAUGAAGAAGAAUCAUUAUAUGCAUCAAUAUUUAAACAUUCCAUUGAAAAAAGUGACAUCUCUCUUAACUAA
Adineta steineri is the source of this 2292-nucleotide messenger RNA. The record is from the annotation of a GenBank genome assembly. Lineage: Eukaryota; Metazoa; Rotifera; Eurotatoria; Adinetida; Adinetidae.